Pundamilia nyererei is the source of this 3096-nucleotide messenger RNA. Its product is annotated as natural resistance-associated macrophage protein 2-like. The coding region runs from base 314 to 2077 and encodes 587 amino acids. Gene Ontology annotation, molecular function: cadmium ion transmembrane transporter activity; manganese ion transmembrane transporter activity; iron ion transmembrane transporter activity. The record is from RefSeq and is a predicted model, not a curated record. Gene Ontology annotation, cellular component: lysosomal membrane; endosome membrane; plasma membrane. The transcript is spliced from 16 exons. Gene Ontology annotation, biological process: iron ion transmembrane transport; manganese ion transport. NCBI's taxonomy places the organism in Eukaryota, Metazoa, Chordata, Actinopteri, Cichliformes, Cichlidae.
GUUCGGGCAAACCUGGUCACGUGGUAGAAAGUGGCAAGAGGACGGGAUCAUUUAUCAAAGUUUAAGGUUAUAUGUGUGACUUUGUCCUCAGGGAGAUUCCCCUUCCUCCUCCUCCUCCUCUUUACCUGCACGAUAAGUCAACACCUUCAGUCGUGGAGAGGAUGUCCAACCUGCCGGAUAUUCCUGCUCCGCGUAAAUUCCACUGGAUCCAAGAAGGAAGCGAGGACACGUUUAGCGGCUUGGAGUUCAGAAGUUUAGUUCUGGUUUCGUCCGAUGAGAAGAUUUCAAAGUGUUAAAGACACAAAGAAGAAACAUGUUUUCCUUCCUGCGCUCAGGCAGAAACCCCGCUCCUGAGCAGAUCCACAUUACCUCGCUACCUCCCAGUAUUCCCACAGACCAGGAGCCAGAGCAAGCUGAAGGACAAGUGGAUGACGUGGUUGAAGAGAAAGGGGUGAUCCAGACCACAUACACUCACAGAGUACACUCCACACCCUCGGUCUUCCUCCAGAAUCACAAUGAUGAGCCUGUUUCCAGCACUUACUUUGAUGAGAAAGUCCCUGUCCCUGAGGAGGACGGCGAGAGGUGGAUAAGUCUCCGCAAGCUCUGGGCCUUCACCGGCCCGGGGUUUCUGAUGAGCAUAGCCUACCUGGAUCCAGGUAACAUCGAGUCUGACCUGCAGUCAGGUGCCAAAGCUGGCUUCAAGCUGCUCUGGGUGCUGCUGGGUGCCACCAUCGUCGGCCUGCUGCUGCAGAGGCUGGCGGCUCGGCUAGGCGUGGUCACCGGGAUGCACCUGGCUGAAGUCUGCAACCGCCAGUACCACACUGUGCCUCGUAUCAUCCUGUGGGUGAUGGUGGAGCUGGCGAUCAUCGGCUCAGACAUGCAGGAGGUCAUCGGCUGCGCCAUCGCUUUCAAACUCCUCUCCUCUGGCAGGAUCCCCUUAUGGGGGGGUGUCCUCAUCACCAUCACUGACACGUUUGUCUUCCUCUUCUUGGACAAGUACGGUCUGAGAAAGCUGGAAGCCUUUUUUGGUUUCCUCAUUACAAUCAUGGGGAUCACAUUUGGAUAUGAGUAUGUAACAGUGGGUCCAGACCAAGGCCAGCUGCUGAAGGGGAUGUUUGUGCCGUACUGCGAGGGCUGCGGACCCGUCCAGCUGACUCAGGCCGUCGGCAUCGUGGGCGCCGUCAUCAUGCCUCACAACAUUUACCUCCACUCUGCUCUCGUCAAGUCUCGAGAAGUAGAUCGGUCAAACAAAAAAGAGGUAAAAGAGGCCAACAAAUACUUCUUCAUCGAGUCGACCGUCGCACUGUUUGUCUCUUUCCUCAUCAAUGUGUUUGUGGUGGCCGUCUUUGCUGAGGCUUUCUAUCAGCGCACAAAUGAAGAGGUGUUCAAUGUCUGUAAUCAAACAGGCAGUCCGCAUUUAGACCUGUUCCCUCUGAAUAAUGAAACUCUCAAGGUGGACAUCUACAAAGGGGGAGUGGUGCUCGGCUGUUUCUUUGGCCCAGCUGCUCUCUACAUAUGGGCCGUGGGGAUCCUUGCAGCUGGUCAGAGCUCCACCAUGACUGGAACAUACUCCGGCCAGUUUGUCAUGGAGGGCUUCUUAAACUUGCGCUGGUCACGUUUCGCUCGGGUGUUGCUGACCCGCACGCUUGCCAUCAUGCCCACCCUGCUUGUGGCCAUCUUCCAGGACGUGCAGCACCUGACGGGCAUGAAUGACUUCCUGAACGUGCUGCAGAGCAUGCAGCUGCCAUUCGCCCUCAUUCCCAUCCUCACGUUUACCAGUUUGCCAUCUCUCAUGAACGAGUUUGCCAAUGGACUAGUAUUUAAGAUAGGAGGCGGAGUGGUGAUCUUGAUCGUGUGUGCCAUCAACAUGUACUUCGUCGUAGUCUACGUGAGCAUGCUGGGCAGCGUGUGGCUGUACGUGCUGUCGGCUUUCCUGUCCAUAGCAUACCUGGUGUUUGUGGGAUACUUGGUGUGGUUAUGUCUGAUCGCUCUGGGGGUGUCCUGGCUCGAUCCGAGCACCAGGAGAGGGAACGACACGACCAUCCUGAUCCAGCGGCAGCCUGAGUUUGACUCAUGACAUUCGCGUCAAAGGUGCAUCUGUGGACAACCUGACUGACUGUGUUUAGCUCCAGAUGAAGUCUUAUUUAGUCCCAAGUUAUUUAUACGAGACGUUUGUUGACUUUCAGAUGAACUUUGACGUUUGGUUGGUGCUGUACAGAUUUUUUUUUUUUUAGUAAUGAAGAAACAAAUUUAUUUGUCACUGUAACUUUAUUAAAAGGUAACAUGCUGAUUGUGAAAAGCUUAGGUGAAUUUUAAAGAUUGACAGGUUUACAGACGUCUGAUGUUUAUAAUCAUUUUUUGAAGGACUUAAUAUGACAGAAAACAUGUCAGGACUUUUUUAAGAAACCAAACAGACUGAAUCCCUGUGAAGAAGAUUUACAAAUGAUACCCAGGCUUUUAAAAUCAGUGGUUUCAUGUUCAGGAGGGAGUUUUAAAGUUUUAAAGACAAAUUCAUGUCUUCAAAAAUGCCUUUCAACAACAAGGCAGUGACGUGCUGGAUUUCAGCAGACAUAUUUUAUUUUUACAGCUCACUAUCACACAUUUGCUCAAGAAGCUUCAGAAUCUCAGCAGCAUACGGAAUCUUCUGACAUGCAGCAGAGAUAAGGAGAAACUUCCCCAAAUGCAGGAAGUCGCUAAAGAAAAAAAGAGGUCAGGAAGAGCCGCUGAGGAAGGAUCCAGGAUGUUAUGCUCAGAAAAGCAACAGUGCAGACUUCCAAUGUGAACAACUGAGAUGACAAAAUUAGACCUUAAACGUCUGAAGAAGCUGAAUUUAUCGUAGAGGUGUUAAGACAUGAUGAAAAAAAGAAAUAUAAAAAUAAAUGAAGUAACAAAAUCAGCUAAAAUUGCACUAAUAUAAUUAAACAGGAGAAUAACGUGUAAGUCAUUAAUAAACAGACUCAAUUUUUGUUCUUAAACGGCGCUAGAAGUGUGCAAAAACAAAGUUUUCUGGAAGUUCACUUACAAACGCUAAAGACCGCUUCAAUCCAAGAAAUACAGUAAACAAACAUUUUUUGGUUUGGUUACAUUUUUUGUAUU